AAGCCGCCCUCACCUCGACACCACCAUGUUUCGUAAACUGUUUGGUAAAAGAGGAAAAGGAAACAUUUCCCUGCCCAUAGAAACACCAAACCCAGGAAUCCAGACAGGAACCAUUGACAUGCCAUCUACUAAAACGUUCGAAGUUUUAAGACCUGUUUUGCUUGCAGCAACUUUUACUGGCUACACGCAUCAUUGUUACCGUAUUCAGGGUGUCUUGGGCGGUAUUUUGUGGCUUGGAAUGCUAUCCGCUCAUGGAGCAUUAGAUUUUUUAGCAGCGAGGCAGAAGUACACUUAUGGAUGGGCCUCAGUAUCGAUAAGUCUCGUGAUUGUGUGCCUAGUGUGCACGAUUUUCACCAACAGAAAAAUUUUACCUUGGCUUGAAAAGGGACUGCUGAUUCUGGAAGAAAACAAGAAGUAUCCAAAGACGUUGGCUAGAUUUGCAAAGGUUUUUAAGGUUAGACUAAAUAUCAAGUAAGAAGCAAAUAAAGCGGCUUUUGGCGCCAACCUUUCGCAAUGCAAAACUUUAAAGAGGUGAAUGCUGCUCCUAAAAUUGCUUAUUCUGCAGAGUGAACGAGAGUAGAAUAGUCGCGCGGAAGUUUCAAACAACGCGAAGUCACUAUGUCAAGUGACGUUUUCACCGCCAUCGCCUUCGCCGUGGUAUCUGCGACGGGGGUGGGGGUGGGGAAUAGUAGCGCUUGGAAUUGACUAAGGCUAUGCUCACCCUCUACCGGAUAGCUUUGCGCCGGCACGAAACCCUACCGCAUAGGGCGUCUGUGUUCACGCCUGAGCACGUCAUUUCGGCGCGAUUUCUGCUACGGGGCAGCCGAUCUCGAAAGUGGAACGUCACGUACCGGAUCGGUUCCGUGGCACACAUUUUUGUGUAGUGUGAACAAGUAUUCAGACCGAAGCGGAAGUGGAUACGUAGAACCCACUGAGACGGAAGUAAAUAUUUAGGAGUGGGGAUUGGGAUUUGGAGAACCAAUCCCUCUCGGCCAACCGCUCCGGCUCGAUCUUCGAUGUGUGCGAACGACUUGUUCCAGUGGGCACGAAAAGCUACCCGGUACAUGUAGAGGGUGAACAUAGCGUAAGACUUAUAGCACUGUUCCUUUUUCUCUCUUCAGUGGCUACCAAUAUUCGCCGUCAUAUUUGGACUUGUCUGUGGCUCAGGUAUCUAUGUCUGCCUGUACGUUGAUGAGACGCUGGACCUCAAGAUUGACCUGAGCAGGAAAGAUUCCGAGAUCCCAGAUUACGCGCUUAUCAUACUCAAAGUGGUGCGAUAUUUAGCAGGCUGUUAUGUUAUGUCUGCCUUUGGGCUGUUUUGGAGCUUCACCGUCUGUGUUAUGCAUAUGACGGGAUUUUCUAUGAUCGAGUUUCACGGUAUGUAAGCUUGCUAUCGUGCUAAGACUGAAAUACCGUUGAUACCGACACAAGGUUUAGCCCAUGGUUGAUGGGUGUGUUUACCAUAGGGUAGCAUUUUUAGAGUUUCUAGUAUGUAGCAGCAGUUGAGAUGGUGGAAUCCGCUUAGAGCGACUGCAAAUUGUCUUAAUCUAUAGAUUAACUCCUAGAUAAAGUUCUCAUUGACGAAUUAUCCAAUUAUUGACAGUAUACCUUGCCUAUUCUUUAGCUGAGAUAAGAUCACACCUGGUCAACAGAGACUCACUUAUCACAUUUAGACAAGCGGUGGUGUCAUUCGCAGAGAGAGGAAAGUUUGUGAGAAAGUCAGCGUCAGUAUGCAGGGUAAGAUCUCACGUUAAACUUAGUUUACAGAUAGACUGAUCGAAUUAGGUGACAGAUGACUAAAAUGGUUGUAAGAGGGCUUACUGACUGACUAACUGACUGGCUUAGUUGCUGACUAGCUUAUUAGCUGACAGACUGACUGAUUAAUUGAAUGACUAACUGGCUGGCUGGCUGACUGACUGACUAACUAACUGGCUCACUGACUAGCUAGCUCACUGACCGACCGACCAAACGACUGACCUACCGGUUGGGUGGGAAGACCGUAAACUUUCAAAUACAAAAAGUAUUUCCAAGCGCUAAAAUGAGCAUGCGUAGCAGAAGUUAAGACUUAUGAUUUUUAUUAUAUACAAGUGUAUUUCUUGCCGUCCGUACUCUGAUCUCUAGAUCGAUGUCAUCGCUCCUUUCAGGUAUCACUUGCAGUCCUGUUGGUUUACAGUAUCGCCUCGCUGGCAGUCAACGCAUUUCUGUUUUUGUACAAGACCAGGAUGAGCGUGUUUGCCAUUUACGCGUUACUCCCCAGUAUCUCAGCGAUCUACCCAUUAUGUAUGGCUGCCUGGGUGACAAAGCAAUAUUCCUGGUAUGUGAAAUAUAAAUCAUAUCUUCAAGAAAGGAUUCUGAAAUUCGAGCUAAUCACGUUAAACGAAACAAGUCGAGUCGAAGCUCGGAAAUUCUUCUUUAUUCUUUGUUUGCAACCACGUGACAAGGCCGCCAUGUUUGGGGUCAAUGCAAUAGAAUUUUUUCUCGAACAAUUUACAUGAAAAUAGAGUUUAGUUCCCAGAGGAGAGAAAUGCUUUUGUUCUUGACUACCAACAAGCAAUAUUCCUGGUAUGUGAAAUAUAAAUCAUAUCUUCAAGAAAGGAUUCUGAAAUUCGAGCUAAUCACGUUAAACGAAACAAGUCGAGUCGAAGCUCGGAAAUUCUUCUUUAUUCUUUGUUUGCAACCACGUGACAAGGCCGCCAUGUUUGGGGUCAAUACAAUAGAAUUUUUUCUCGAACAAUUUACAUGAAAAUAGAGUUUAGUUCCCAGAGGAGAGAAAUGCUUUUGUUCUUGACUACCAACAUAGCCGCCGUGACGUCAAGUGCAAACCAGCAAUAUUUAUUACCUAACAAUGUAUUUUGAUACCCCGGGUACCAGAGACUUUCAAUGCGCACUUCCCGGCCUCGGUCAAGUCUUUCUAGUGACGCGCGCGAAAAUUUUUUUCUCGUAGCUUCGCCGCUCGUGACUUCGGCCUUCGGCCGAAGAUCUGUCCCCCUGCGGCCGACACCGAAGCACAAAGCCGUUCGCAAGAUGAAAACCUCUAGUACCCAGGGCAGUAUUUUAAGGAGAAGUGGGUUAGAAAGGGUAUAUAUACCUAGUAGAUACAUUGUAUUUGUUCCACUUGGGUCCUAAACAGCGUUUUAAUCGGUAGGGCGCUAUGAAGACUGCUUAGGUAGUAGGUAGAGUUAGUCAGCGUGAGCGAGAAGUCGCCGGUUCGAUCACGCGCGGUGCCAGACCAGUAUUAAAGGUUUUUAAUAUAACUGAGUAAUGAAGUUACUGCCUUUGCCCUGCAAAGGGUUAGAUCUUCUCUUGGUGAGGAUGACCACAGGAAGCCCAUGCUCACAAUAGCCUCCUCGAAUCCAAAUUAUAAGGAUUUUUACGGGAAUUUAUCGUAAGUUCAAUAAAACGGUUAAAAUACACAUAAACAGCCAUUCAAGUGUACAUACCUCUUAAAGAGAUUUCUCUGUGUUGUUUUCUGAUUGUUUCCUGCCCUGUGAUCGUCUUUGGUUUCGAGGAGGCUGUUAUGAGCCUGGAAAACCUGUGGGAUGACCACGUCGAAAUGGCCAUUCUCUCUCCAGUAGGAGACGUCAAACUGUGUUAAAUACAUUGGCACUUCAAAAAGUAGGUUUUUAAAGUUACAAAUUACUUUUUGCUCAAUAACCUGUCCUCUAGGUACCUGGCGGUGGUAGUAAAAGCCUGGGCCGAAAGACCCGAGAGCAGCUCCGAAGAAGAGGAGGCCGAGUCGGAGAGGCAUCGGAAAAACGAGAAACAAACGAAUACGAAACGUGCACGAAGUCUAUGGAGACGAGUUAGCAGCGCAAAGAAAAGUGCUCGUAAAGCCAACCACCUUCCGAUACAGAAAUCAAAUUCUACUCCCCUGACAUCACAUUCAGACAGUGAAGCUAAGUCCGGGGUCGAGGACGUACCGAACAUCCGAAGUUACGCCGGCCAGACCCAUCUUAGUCCGAAACAUUUAAGCGAUCCGGAGAAUUCGGGCGACGACGCGAAGCCGUACCGACACGAACCAAACAGCGUGGAAGUGUCUGAAGACGAGAAUAUUGACGAAAAGGAACAGCGCCCGAAGAGAUCACGACGAGAGGUCAUGGAUCUUGUUCUUCGUGGUGCUGCUAGGGCCGUUGGAAAGAUGAAGCACAACGCAAAGAAACCCAAGUUUAACUUUGAAAAGUAUAUAUCCUACCAGCAGAACGUUCUUCCAAACAUUGGUUUUGACAUAAUGGGAAUUAUAGUCACGUGGAAUAUGGUAUCGGCUAUUAUUUUUCUGGAGGUUUCCGUUUUGGCCCUUUUUGUGCAAGAGUCAAUAUUUGGAAACUCCCAAGCGACAGUCACCUUGUGACGUUUCACUAAACAAACCCCCAAGGAAGCCAUGGUUGCGAACACUUGAUAGUAGUUUAUGCUGCUUUGUUUCAACGAAAGAACAAAGGGUUGCAAGGUUACCGGUGCUGAAUUUUUUAUCGUAAAAUAUAUCUGAUUUAAGCGAACACCCAUGACACUAGUGUCUGUUUUAUAGCGGAGCUCCACGCGCGCGCGAGCGGAGCCCUAUACCUAAGAAAAUUUGGUAAUCUAUCCAUCCGAGAAAUUUUGGUAAUCACAUGACCGUCGGUCCGUCCGUCCGCACUAUACGCAAACCAAUGUAAAAUGUCAAACUUUCUACGGUAGCUAGUGUGGAUGACUGUAACCCAUGUUUAACUUGAUAAUGGACAUCCAUAUUUUGGUCAAUAGAGAGGAGAAGUGUGACGUCACGUUACCAUGGUAGCACUAUUUCUGGAUUACAACAAAACCAACAACGACGGCGACGGCAAGGUGAAAGGCAAAAAAUAAUAUGUUCUGGGGAUAUUAACAAACAACAACUUUGUACUUGCAUCACGCUAUUUUGUACAUUUUUUUGCUGUCGUUGCACCACUACGACAUGAAACUUCCUAAUUCCACGAGCCCGCUUUAUGGGGUAGGUGAACACAACACAAAAAUUGUCGCUUUCUUUUCUAAACUUAUAUAACGAUAGAUAAUACGGGCGUAGCCAGCCCAUAGACCCGUAGGCCCGAACCUAUUUAUAUGCGUGUUGCAUAAGUUUUUGAUUGGCGUUUUUCAGAAGGAACAAUUCAACCGAUUUCUGUGAGUUUUGGUAUCCUUCAAAAAAUGUUAUUUAUUUUCUUGUAGGUAUAAAAACCUCUGAGAUAUCGACAUAUAUUUAAAACCGCAAUUUUACGAAAAAUGUAAAUAACUUCGAAAUACCACGACAGAUUUUUCCCUAACUUCAGCAAAUAACCCUCAGAGCUCUCUAGUUUUAUAUUUGAAAGUGACCGUCAACUUUCACAAAUGUGUUAGCGUUAGCGUAUGUGUUAAAUUUGACCAGAAUUUUGUGCAGCGAGUUCUACUGUUGUGAAAUUUGAAAUAGUGCGAAUAGACUUUUAAGUGACUUUUUCGGUUUGUUGUCAUCCAAAAAUGUUUCUACCAAGGCAACGUGACGUAACGACUUCUCCUUUCUAUUAAAGCUGUCAAAAAGGUAUCCGCUGACCAGAGACACAUGACCGUAUUGCGGUCUCAGAUAUGUCGCUUGUUCUUUGAAGUUUUCCGUUGACCAGUCAUUAGCUUUUAAUUGUUGAUCGCAGGCUCAAGUUUAUGUUUUUCAGUCAUAUGGUUCUCCCUAAAGUUAAGUACUUGUGUAGAUUUAUGAUUUCUUCGCAAUGGUUUAAAGUCCAUUGUCUGCAGUAACUUUUAAAUGCAUGAACGGGAGCUUCGAUUUUAGCUCUGGCUAAAUCUAAAUAUCAGAAAUAUGUUGGACUUAAUGACACUCGACGGGGUUCGCGAAAAUUGGUUUCUAGUGCUCAUACAUGAUUCUCGGCUGUAUAGUUAAAAUUUGCUAUCCUGCUCGUAGAAAUGAACUGGGGCACGUUUUCUCAGGUUAAAAAGGAGGUUGGCUUGUAAUAUUUCAAAUCUAGAUAAAGGAAGAGACGACUAUUCAAGGACAACGCUUAUUGAUUUUUACGGUUUGUGAUAAUUAAAGGGGCGGGAAUAUUCUACUAUUUUAUUCUCUUUCUUUUGGACUGUGUUACGGAAGUUUGAAAGGUAUUCAGCUACGGGGAGCGAUGAAAGGCAGCUGUAUUGGCAUGCUGUAAACUGUAGCAAAGUUAAAAUCUUUAUUGACCAAAUAAUCACGGGAGAAAAUCACUGUAAAAUCACUGUAAAGAAAAUAACACGUUGGUACAAAAGGGGGAAAAAAAGCUAUAACCUCGGACACAUGAUGCUGGGACACAUCACAAAAAAAACCUAAUUUUUGCACUCUUCCUGACAAAAAUGCUUUUCUCUCUUACAAUGUUAUUUGCGGUAACAUCAGAAAAGUAUUAACUCUAAUUUACAACUGAUUUUACCGUUAAUUUACUGUACAAUUGCUGG
This is a messenger RNA of Porites lobata, 6405 nucleotides long. Lineage: Eukaryota; Metazoa; Cnidaria; Anthozoa; Scleractinia; Poritidae. The record is from the annotation of a GenBank genome assembly.